AUGGUGGAACCUGAAUCUUCUAUGCAUUCUGCUUCUAUGGCAAAUGCUGAUGAAUCUUCAAGAAAUCUGUCGGAUGAUUCUUCAAGUGUAUAUUAUUUGCAUCCAUCGGAUAAUCCUGGAGCUCUUUUAGUUUCUGAAAUCUUGACUGGUGCAAAUUAUAUUGCGUGGAGUAGAUCUAUCUCCAUUGCUCUUACAGUUAAGAAUAAAAUUGCAUUUAUAGGUGGUACUCUGCUUCAAUCAAAUUCUGGUGAUUCUCGGAUUCAAAUUGCUUGGUUAAGAGCAAAUAAUCUCGUUUUAUCUUGGCUAAUGAAUUCAAUAGCAAAAGAAAUUCAUGGAAGUCUGUUGUACUUCACAGCUGCGUGUGAUGUUUGGGAAGAACUCAAAACAAGGUAUCUUCGAAGUGAUGGUCCAAGAGUCUUUACUCUAGAAAAAUCUCUUAAUUCAAUUUCUCAAGGAGCAAGAUCAGUCACUAAAUAUUUUAAUGAAUUCAAGACACUCUGGGAUGAAUAUAUUAGCUACAGACCAAUUCCAAGUUACAGAUGUGGAAUUCUUGAUAUAUGUUCUUGCAAUCUUUUAAAGAUUUUUACAGAUAGGCAGCAAUCAGAUUAUGUGAUGAAAUUUCUCAUUGGUUUGCAUAAUUCUUACUCUAUGAUGCGAAGUCAAUUACUUCUCCAAUCACCUUUGCCUUCUAUGAGCAAAGUUUUUUAUUUGCUACUACAAGAAGAAAGUCAAAGAUCAUUGUCUAAUGCUGUUGGUUUUUCCAUGGAUUCUCAUGCUAUGAUUGCUGCACAAACACAGAAAUUUGUUAUUACUAAUGGUACUCGUUUCACAAAAUCAAAAGCCAGAGGAAAUAUUAUUUGUUCUCAUUGUGGAUAUACUAGUCACCUUGCAGAUAAGUGUUUUCAUUUGAUUGGAUUUCCACCUAGAUGGAAAGGUCCACGAGGCAAGAAAAUUAUUACUCCUCAAAAUGGAAAUACAAAUACAAAUUUGUCCAAUGCAAAUAUUGCUUCUUCUUUGGAAUUAAAUUCAAGCAUCUCAAAUAUAUUUUCUCAAGAGCAAAUUCAAAACUUGUUGUCUCUUGCAAAUAGCCUUUCAAAUACAAAUGUAACCCCUACAGCAAAUACAGUCUCUACAUCAGGUAUCAUUUCAUGUCAUGUUGUUUCAGCUGACAAAAACUCUUCUCCAUGGAUUCUUGAUAUAGGAGCUACAGAUCAUAUGAUUUGUUCUCCUCAUUUUUUCACUUCAAUUCAUCUACCAAAACAACCAUUUGCAGUCCAUUUACCGAAUGGUCAAUCUGCUCUAGUUGUUUUUAUUGGAACUGUUCAUUUUUCAGCUGAUAUUAUUUUACAUAAUGCUUUCUAUAUUCCUUCUUUCAGUGUUAAUCUCAUUUCUGCUUCAAAGCUUACUAAAGAAAAUUCUAUUGGUUUAUUUUUUCUUCAAUCCAAAUGUAUUUUGCAGAACCUAAUCAGUUGGAAGAUGAUUGGUCUUGCUGAAGUAAAAUCUGGCCUAUAUCAUCUACAACAAUCUCCUGUUAUAGCAAGGGAUAAAUCUGAUCUCAAGUGUAAAUCUUCUGUUUCUUCAGCAAAUAAUUGUACUAUCAAUGCUGAUAUUUGA
Messenger RNA from Malania oleifera, 1614 nucleotides. RefSeq lists its product as uncharacterized. Bases 1 to 1614 code for a protein of 537 amino acids. The transcript has a single exon. The record is from RefSeq and is a predicted model, not a curated record. NCBI's taxonomy places the organism in Eukaryota, Viridiplantae, Streptophyta, Magnoliopsida, Santalales, Ximeniaceae.